Molecule: messenger RNA, 483 nt
Organism: Prunus armeniaca (apricot)
Lineage: Eukaryota; Viridiplantae; Streptophyta; Magnoliopsida; Rosales; Rosaceae
Source: the annotation of a GenBank genome assembly
AUGCUGCUGCUUAAAUUCCCCCCACACUCAAGAGUCGAUCAGGUUCGGGGGGACCAAUUGAGCGCACGGGUAUGCUACGUGUCAUCCACGGUGGAAUCAGCAACUCGGACGUCAGGGCAAAGGCCGCCCGAAACACUGGCCGUUACCCGCCCAAACAUGCCCAAUGGCAAAGGAGGGACCCAACGCCCCGAUGACCUCCGGGACGACAACGUCACGCCGCAAGCUCAACUUGCAGAAGAGCUCGAAACGAUCUCCAUCUCAGACACACAGGAUCGGCAGGUCCGAAUCGGCACUUCCCUCAGUUCGUCUCUCCGAACUGACUUCAUUACCUUUCUAAGGGCCAAUACGGAAGUUUUCGCCUGGUCUUACAACGAUAUGCCUGGGAUCUCCCCGGACGUCAUUAGCCACAAGCUCAGCAUCACCCCUUAUUUCCAGCCGGUCGACAGAAGAGACGAUCUGACGCCGAACGAUACGAGGCCAUGA